AUGGCGAAUAUUGUGAAUCAUCAGGUCGCGGGAUGCAGCUUCGACACCACCAGCAGGUAUUCAGCACUCCGGCUCGUUGGAGUUGGAGCCUAUGGGCAAGUGUGUUCGGCUACUGAUAAUCUGACCACCCAAGCUGUGGCUAUCAAGAAGAUAACCGAACCCUUUCAAUCACUGGAGACAGCAAAACGAAGUUUUCGAGAAGUCAAAUUGCUUCGACAUCUCCGACAUGGCAAUGUCAUUUCUGUACAGGAUAUCUUCGUCUCUCCGGUGGAUGAUUUGUACUUGGUGACAGACCUGCUGAGCACGGAUCUUGCCCGUGUGAUUCGGUCUAGACCACUGGAAGAUAAAUAUAUUCGAUAUUUCUUUUACCAAAUAAUGCGAGGCUUGAAAUAUAUCCAUUCGGCCGGAGUCGUGCAUCGGGAUUUAAAGCCCAGCAAUAUCUUGAUCGAUGAAAACUGCGACCUAAAGAUCUGUGACUUCGGUCUUGCUCGAACGCUCAAGCUUUCAAUGACCGGCUACGUGACGACAAGGUAUUAUCGGGCACCAGAAAUCAUGCUUACUUGGCGAAAUUAUGGUGUUGAAGUGGACAUGUGGAGUUCAGGCUGUAUCCUGGCUGAAAUGAUCGAAGGGUCGCCGCUUUUCCCCGGCAAAGACCAUGCGCAUCAAUUUUUAAUUAUCUCUGAUCUCCUUGGCUCCAUCCCCCCAGAGGUCCUCCCAGCUAUUUGUGCCCAGGCUCUCGAUUUUCUGGAAAGGGUGCUUGUGUGGGACCCCAGCCAGCGGAUCAGUGCCGCUGAAGCUCUUUUACAUCCAUACACGAGCCUCUACCAUGAUCCAGAAGAUGAACCGGUAGCGGGCGCACCAUUCGAUUGGGCCUUGGUGACUGCUGAGUAUUCAGUAGACAUGUGGAAAUGCAUGAUGUUUGUGUGCUCUGAUAAAUUCCGCUGUGGAAAGACCACUAACCAGAACAGAUACUCUGAAAUCAUGAACCAUCUUUCCCCUUUAUGA
This is a messenger RNA of Penicillium longicatenatum, 1005 nucleotides long. Its product is annotated as CMGC/MAPK/P38 protein kinase. Gene Ontology annotation, molecular function: MAP kinase activity; ATP binding. Bases 1 to 1005 code for a protein of 334 amino acids. Gene Ontology annotation, biological process: osmosensory signaling pathway; protein phosphorylation; cellular response to oxidative stress. Gene Ontology annotation, cellular component: nucleus; cytoplasm. The transcript has 7 exons. The record is from RefSeq and is a predicted model, not a curated record. NCBI's taxonomy places the organism in Eukaryota, Fungi, Ascomycota, Eurotiomycetes, Eurotiales, Aspergillaceae.